AUAAGUCGCCGGUUACAGCUACAUCGACGGUCAACAUUGACGAAACGCAGUUUACAGAUUCAGCGCUUGCUUCGUGGCUUCCGAACACAAGGCGCAGGCGUCAACUGCAGGAAGACAACCUUCCCACAUUCGACGUUUCCCCCAAUAACCUCUCGGUCUUGGCGUGGACGUCGUUGUUAUCACACGAACGACGAAACGUGCUGAAGGCUCAGGUUGUCCGGCCAAUAAGUUCAUCAGCGAGCGGUACCAGGAUAAACUGUACAGUUUAAAACUAACAGAAUGUCUUCCGCACUUCAGAAGACGACCAAAUCGUAUACGUACCGCUCCACAGGAGGUGCUAACGCCGAUGUCAGCAUCGAAUACAGCGCCGAUCUGAGCGCCCUCUCCCGACUGGAGGACAAGAUCCGUCUCCUCCAAGAAGAUCUGGAGUCGGAGAGGGAGUUACGGCAGAGGAUCGAGCGGGAGAAGUCGGACCUGAGCGUGCAAGUCAUCCAACUGGUGGAACGUCUUGAGGAGGCUGAAGGCGGCGCUGAGAGCCAGUUUGAGAUCAACAGAAAACGAGACACUGAACUGGCAAAGCUCCGUAAGUUGCUGGAAGAUGUCCACCUCGAAUCUGAGGAGACUGCGAAUCUCCUGCGUAAGAAGCAUCAGGAGAUCGUUAUCGACUUCCAGGACCAAAUCGACCAGCUUACCAAGUCGAGGGCCAGAUCUGAGAAGGAGAAGGCCAAGUUCCAGCAGGAGGUAUAUGAACUGCUUGCUCAGGUAGAAUCUGUCACUAAGGACAAGCUGGUCAGCAUCAAGCAGGUGGAAAAGUUAGAGGUGCAUGUGCACGAGUUGUCCAUCAAGAUCGAGGAGCUGAACCGUACAAUUGUAGACAUUACAUCCCACAAGACACGCCUCUCACAGGAAAAUCUUGAGCUGACCAAGGAAGUGCAGGAUCUGAAGGUGAACUUGGAGAAUUCCACAUAUCUGAAGAGCCAGCUUGCCGGACAGCUUGAAGAUGCUCGCCGCAGGCUUGAGGAUGAUGAGAGGCGACGCACAACUCUGGAAGCAAACUUGCACCAGGUGGAGAUUGAGCUUGAAUCAGUGCGUGUACAGCUGGAGGAAGAGACUGAGGCACGCCUGGACCUAGAGCGACAGCUGACUCGUGCCAAUGGUGAAGCGCAGGGCUGGCGCUCCAAGUACGAGGGUGAGGCUGCUGCCCGUGCUGAGGAGGUUGAGGAGAUCCGUCGGAAGUACACUGCCCGUCUACAAGAGCAGGAGGAGCAGAUUGAGACUCUGUUGGUCAAGCUCAACAAUCUGGAGAAGCAGAAGUCUCGCCUCCAGAGUGAGGUUGAAGUCCUUAUCAUUGACUUGGAGAAGGCUAACAACACUGCCCGUGAGCUGCAAAAGCGUGUUGAGCAUCUGGAGAAGGUCAACAUUGACAUCAAGACUCGACUGGAUGAGACAGUAGUCCUGUAUGAGACAUCUCAGCGUGACUUGCGCAUCAAGAUCACAGAGAUACAGCGCAUCACUCAUGAGCUGGACAAGACACGUGAGCAGAAGGAUUCCCUGACCAGGGAGAACAAGAAGCUAUCUGAUGACCUGCAUGACGCAAGGAACCAACUGGCUGACCUUAACCGCCGUUUCCACGAGCUGGAGAUUGAGCUGCGUCGCCUGGAGAAUGAGAGGGAAGAGCUGACAGCUGCCUACAAGGAGGCUGAGGCUGGCCGUAAAGCUGAAGAACAACGAGCUCAGCGUUUAUCAGCUGAAUUGACUAACUUCCGUCAUGAGGCCGAGAAGCGAUUGGCUGAGAAGGAUGAGGAGAUAGAAGCAAUCCGCAAGCAGACCAGCAUAGAAAUUGAACAACUCAAUGCUCGUGUUGUGGAGGCGGAGACCAAGCUGAAGACUGAGGUAACCCGCAUCAAGAAGAAGUUGCAGAUCCACAUCACUGAGCUAGAAAUGUCUCUGGAUGUUGCCAACAAGAACAACAUUGAACUCCAGAAGACUAUCAAGAAGCAGUCCCUCACCCUCACUGAAAUCCAGGCACACUAUGAUGAGGUGCAGCGUCAACUGCAGGUGACUCUGGACCAGUAUGGUAUGGCCCAACGUAAGCUGCAGUCCAUCACUGCUGAGCUGGAGGAGAUUCGUGGAAACUACGAGGCGGCUCUGCGUGCCAAGCGAACAGCUGAGCAGCUGUAUGAGGAAUCUAUCUCCAGAGUCAAUGAGCUGACCACCAUCAAUGUCAAUUUGGCAUCUUCCAAGUCCAAGGUGGAGCAAGAACUUGCCACAUUAGCCGGAGACUACGAUGAGGUCACCCGUGAACUCAGGUCAGCUGAUGAGCGCUACCAGCGCGUGCAGGUUGAACUAAAGCACACUGUUGAGAUCCUGCAUGAAGAACAGGAGCGCAUUGUCAAGAUUGAGGCCAUCAAGAAGUCCCUGGAGAUUGAGGUGAAGAACCUGUCUGUGCGCCUGGAGGAAGUAGAAGCCAAUGCUAUUGUUGGUGGCAAGCGCAUCAUCAGCAAGCUGGAAGCUAGGAUACGUGAUCUGGAACUGGAGCUUGAUGAAGAAAAGCGUCGCCACUCUGAGACGAUUAAGAUUCUGCGCAAGAAGGAACGCCAGGUUAAGGAGGUGUUGAUCCAGUCGGAAGAAGACCAGAAAAAUGUUUCCCUGCUCCAGGAGUCCCUUGAUAAAAUCAGCCAGAGGGUCAGCAUCUACAAGAGACAGCUACAAGAACAGGAGGGCAUGUCACAGCAGAGUGUGACACGCGUGCGUCGCUUCCAGCGGGAGCUCGAGGCAGCCGAGGACCGUGCCGACACAGCCGAGAGCAACCUGUCAUUAAUUCGUGCCAAGCACCGUACCUUCGUCACCACAAGCACAGUGCCUGGAAGCCAGGUGUACCUGGUGCAGGAGACACACAGAACCACCACUACAGAGGGCAUCUAAACACUUCACACAGAAUAACAAGUACAAGGGUGAAAGUGCUGGACAGCAGUCUACAUGCAAGGUUGUGGAGUCCUGAAGAAAUGAACUGUUCACAUGCACCUGCUCUUCCACCAGGACAUGCUCAGUACAUUUCAAGUGAUAGGUAGGAAAGCAGCACUGCCUAGGAAGAAAAAGAAAUGUCAUGAACAGCAGCAAAAAUUUGAUGGAAAUCUGUUGCUUUAUUCUGUAAAUAAUGGAGCUUACACCAGUUCCAAGGAUUUCUUAACUCACCUGCAUUCACUAGUAGAUUGUAAGCUUAUCCCCACACAAAUAACCAACUCAGGCUGUUGUUAAAAUUUUAAUUCACUGAAAAAAACAGAUUUCCAAACAAAAACAAAAAAUACAAGGCAGUUUAAACAAUUUCAGGAUUCUAAUAGUUUGUUAAACAACCAUUAUUGUACUUUAUCUGUAAGAUGUACUUUGAAAAAAUUAAAGAAAAACAGUAGCGUAGUAAUUGUGGGAAUACUGUGUUUUAUAUGUUUAUGACAUUGUUCCAAUCAGAGACAGGAAACUUGGAUGAUGACAACUAGAAUGUGACAAAAAUGCUUGUUUACUGGUUCUUGCUACAACCUCAAGGCUGGGUGAGGUUGAGCAGGACAACAAAAACACAGUAUGACAGCAGUAUCUACGCUGAAAGACUUCAAAAACCGUCAUCAAUAGCAUAAGACUGCUGUUAUGCAGUACGACUCUGUUUUAUUAUAUGUCUGGCUGUUAUAAGAUUAUAGCCUGGAAGAUGCUAGCCAAACGAAGGUUAUUAGGCAAGAUGAAAAAUAAAAUGUUUUGGAUCACAAAUUGUUUAGCAAUCUCUUGAAGAUAUUGCAUGGUAAUAAACAUCUUUGUAAUGCAUUAAAAUAUAUCAUUAAAGUCUAAAUAAUAUCAAUCUA
Molecule: messenger RNA, 3848 nt
Organism: Zootermopsis nevadensis
Lineage: Eukaryota; Metazoa; Arthropoda; Insecta; Blattodea; Termopsidae
Gene: Prm
Product: Paramyosin
Cellular component (GO): myosin complex
Source: RefSeq, a predicted model, not a curated record